Messenger RNA from Emiliania huxleyi CCMP1516, 591 nucleotides. RefSeq lists its product as hypothetical. The record is from RefSeq and is a predicted model, not a curated record. Lineage: Eukaryota; Haptophyta; Isochrysidales; Noelaerhabdaceae. The transcript is spliced from 3 exons. Bases 1 to 591 code for a protein of 196 amino acids.
AUGUUUGGGGCGCUCGUGGAAGGCUCAGAUCUGUGGCCCGCCCUAUUCCACUGGGCACGCGCCACGGGCCACGAGAGCCCUGGAAGAGCCCAGCUGGCAUGUUCUAUCGCCCGGGUGGCGGGCUGUCUGCAUACAGACGUCUCGUCGCCAUGGCUGACGCACGACUGGUCCGACGUGCGGUGGGAGUUUGACCUCAGACAGGCCGUCGGUGUCGGCGGGCUGACGGCGGCCGCCGGAAUCGCGAUUCGCUCUGCCAGCUGCCAGCAGCCUCGUGUCGCGGCUCUCACAGGUGCAGCUGCCAGCAGCCUCAUGUCGCGGCUCUCAGCGGUGCUCCUGCAGCUCCUGCUGUCAGUCUUCUACUCUCACUCGCCGCGCGCGGAUUGUGCGCCGCACCAGCAGGACACAUGCUCAUGCAAACAGUGCGAGAACUUGGUUGCGCCGCUUAGUGGCGGCGCUGCUUUAGAGGAAGCGGCAGCGUGGGAAGCACAGCAGAUGGAGGCGGCGCGGCAUGCCAAGGAGCUGCAAUCGCAGUACUGGGGGCGGCAGCGCCAGCAACGAGCAAGGAGAGACGGGCAGAGGUUGAGCGGCUGA